GUACACAUCGUAUCCCAGCAUGCAGCAGGAGGCCGUUGAGAGAUCCACCAGCUGGUAGUGAGUUGCUAGAGCGCCGAGCAGGCAGCAGUCAAUGGUCAACACAGCACACACAUUUCCUGCUCCAUGUGAGAAACACUGAGCAGUCUACCUUACGGGCGACAGAAAAAUAUGCUGUUCGGACGCCCGACGUGGUACCGCAGCGGCUUUUGAGUCAUCAUUGUCACCCGGUUUUCAUUUUGGAGGAUUCCUCCCUCCAUCCUCCGGAUCGCACAGAACAGGCAAUGACAACGGUCUCAGCAACCCCGCAGCAGAUGAGGGACCGGCUGCUGCAGGCCAUCGACAGUCAGAGCAAUAUAUGCAAUAUGGUGGCUGUAUUGGAGGUAAUUUCCGGUCUUGAAAAGUAUCCAAUCACCAAAGAAGCACUUGAGGAAACCCGACUAGGAAAAUUGAUCAAUGAUGUAAGGAAGAAGACCAAGGAUGAAGACCUUGCCAAGCGUGCUAAGAAACUCUUAAGGAACUGGCAAAAGCUAAUUGAACCUGGGCCAGUUGUGGUUACGAGUGUUCCUGGGUCUACCAAUGGCAGUUCUCAUCCCUGCAGGACAGAUGCCUCUUCUCCUGAUAUUUCUGUGUCAGGGAAGGGUGUCCCUGAAGUCAAAAUCAGAAACGAUGUUCACAACACAUACUCACCAAAAGCUGAGAAAUCAAGCAGCCGCAAGCGCCGAGCAGAGCACAGAGACAGUGGAGUGCACUUACCCGAAAAAAUUUCCAAGCUGGCUUCAUAUGAUAACGCUGUUUCACCACCACCCACCAAUGGGAUCGCAGGCAGUCCUGAUGUCCUGCCUGACCAGCAAGUAGUCCUGUCUCCUGACAGAUCUCGGAUAGAGCACCUUGAUAAUGAUAAAAUUAGCAGAAUACCGGUUAAUGCUGUCAAGCCUCGUCCCAGCUCCCCUGGAGUGGCCAAACUACCUAGCACUUCCUCUAUGAUCAAGGUUGCUGUGAUGCAGCAACAGGCCAGAUUGGAUGAAGGGGGAGGUGGUGGGGGGUAUUAUCAAGCCAAAAGUCCACGUGCCCUCACCACGAGUCCAAGGAGCGUGAAGCAAGACACACUGACCAAGCGCUCUUCAGCAUAUGCACCGAAAGGAACACCUAUCCCAAGUCCUUCCUCUAGGGACUCUCCCUUGUCUUUGUCCCAGCCUGUAUCUUCCCCAGCCCAAGCAUCCUAUGCUGACAAGCUGCCACAUUCUUCUCAUAGGUCUUCAAUGCACUGGGCCAGUUCGUCAGAAGUCCACUCUCAUUGCGCACCGCAAGACAUAUCUGCAACACUGGAAUCCCCAUCAGUCUCCCCGUCACCUUCUCAUCCCCAGCACAACUCAGAACUACACAGACUGACAUCUGAGGGAGCCAUGUCUGUGUCUGAUGACACAGACGGGACAACAGUCCCAAACUCGGAGCAUAAAAGGAGGAAGUAUAGGUCAAGAGACUACUCUGUCAACCUAGAUGGCCAGAAAAUAGAGGACACGACCAAGCCUGUACGGUUAAAAGAACGCAGAUUAACAUUUGAUCCUGUCACAGGUCAGAUCAAACCUCUGGUACAUAAAGAGCCUUCUCAAACAGAUGAAGUCCCUACCCCUGACCCUGCUGAGUCUAGGCAGAGAACUGAAAGCACUGUACAGCAGCCCGCUGCCCCAGCCCAGAAACCUGUCCCUGUCCCUAUGCCUGCCCCAGCACCUGCCCCGGGUCCUAGCCCCAACCCUUUUCUUCAAACAAACUGGAAGGAGCUGUCCAGAAAUGAAAUCAUCCAGUCGUACUUGAACCUUCAGAGCAAUGUGCUCACCUCUUCAGGGGUCCAGGCCCCUAGUGCACACUUUUUCAUGUCAGAGUAUCUGAAAAGGGAAGAACAGGAGAUCAAGGAGUCACGGAAGAUACAUGUUCUGCAGUCAGACAACUCUGUAGGGGCUUUAUCGGGCGUGAGCCGGGAGGUGACGGACGAGGACCUGGACAGGAUACACACACAGCACUGGCCGGGGGUGAACGGUUGUUUUGACACCAAGGGCACCUGGUAUGAUUGGACAGAGUGCAUAUCAUUGGACCCUCAUGGGGAUGAAAGCAAAUUGAACAUCCUGCCAUAUGUCUGCCUAGACUGAGGGGUUUGGGAAGAUUGCUGUCCUUUUCCACUCCUUUCUUUGUCUCCCUGCAGAGACGUUGUGAUUUUGUUUGUCCACUGUGAGUUCGGCAAAUUCCAGGCCUGCUAAACCCCCCCCCGUCCCCGUCCCCCCGCCUCUUCCUCUUUCUGUGAUAAUCUGUUGAGAUUUUGAUAUAAAAAAAGACUAAAUAUUAAAAAAAUCUAGUUGAGUUUGUAAUACCAAGGGCUGUUUCUGAUUUAUUUUUCAAAAUGAAAGCCACAGGAAUGAUGAGGCCCUAGUUGCAGAGUGCUGCUAAUAACAAUAAAGGCAAGAAAGAGAGGACAGAAUUAUCCCAGACAACUGGAAAUGGUGUUGUGAUGUGAAUUUUUCAUGUUCUGAAUCGUACCUCUAUUUCAGCCUCACUGGGAUGAUACUGUUUUCUUUCUUUUUUUACCUUCCAAUGAGGAUUUACUAUCUCGGGUUAAAUUUGAGGGAAGGCUGGGGUUUAGCCGUCCUGUCUUGACCGCCAUAUUGGUGCCCAGAAAGGUGUUAAGAGUGCAUUUAGCACAGGUAGAGCUGAACAUGUCCAGAGUGUGAAAUGCUGGAGCAUAUUUGGCAGUUACAAGAAGCUUUAUGUGAGAUAUAUAGAGUAAAUUAUAAAUUUCUUAUCAUGUAUACAUAUAUUUAUUUUGACCAUUUCAUUUCUGACGUUCAUCCAGACAGAUGCUCAAAAACGUAUAGAACUAUUUUUCUUUCUUUCUGUUUGCAUUACAAUGUUGUCAGCCUACUCUUCUAUGUCAAAGGGGCAUACCGAUGUUUUUUGCAUGGUCUUUCUUUAUGAUUGGCUACUGCUUUUGGUCAUUAACAUUCCAUACUCCACCCUUCACCCACCUAUGCUCUCUCCUGUCUGAUCACGUCGCUCCUGUAUGUCCGUGUGAUCUCAACUCUCAAGAAGACAUGUAUUCUGAAACAUCACUUGAUUUCCAAAUGGUUUCAUUAAAAUUGUGUGGCACUAAUUUGAAAUGAAGUCAGAUAAAGUGGGAAAAUAAAACUCACCACACACUAAUUCUCUCCCAAGCCUAAAAUAUUAGAGAAUGUCAAAUCACAUGGUGCUUAUCAAUAAUUGCAUUUUCGAGAUAAAAACAAGGACAUGUUUAAAUGCUGGGACUUGGUUUCCAUUCCGUGAGAUAUUGUUGGCCUUCUGGACUUUCUUCACACAUUUCUGAGUGAAACAGCCUCAGUUGAAUGUACAGGAGUGAGACCUCUUGUGCACUUGUACAGAAGUUGCUAACUUGGUCAUUUCAUCACUGACUUUAAUUGAAGUGUGAAUAGUGACUGAUUAUGUGCCCGUAGUGUAUUCAGACACAUUCAAAUGUUUUUGCAGCUACUUUCAAGAGUACAUUUAGGAUGCUGUUAGAGGUAACAUUUCUGUAGCUUCCAUUUAUAAGUACAGCAAAUGUAAAAGGAAGAGAGAGAAGGCUGUGUGGAUCAGAUGUUGUUGGCAUUCUCCAUGUUACAAGUAAUACUAAAUUUUGAUUUCCCUUUAUACUUAGUAACUACCACCCACCCCCCCGCAACUUAUAUUGAGAUGGGCUUCUGUGUAGCCUCUCUGUCCAUACAUUCUUUCAGUCAUUCAUCCCUACCAAUGUGCCUUGGUAAAUGGUAAACCCGGAUUUGAUCCCGCAUAAAAACGCGCCUGUCUGCGGAGCUGGGUUUAUGUGCAAGAAUUCCAAACCCCGCGAUCAAUACGACGCUGGUAUAUGCACCAUUGCCCUUUUUGUACACACUGAUCUAGCGAGGGUGAAGCUGCAGACAAUGAGAAACUGCACAACAACACAGCUGGCAAUAAAGGAAAGUGCUACAACUGGUUGAUAAGAAUCUGUUUUCUGGAGUUUUGACUGGGGCAUCUUUAUUUGUUCAGUGUUUAACAUCUCUCGAUUGUUUGAAAAAUAAAAUGAUCUAAAUCUUCAACUC
Micropterus salmoides (largemouth bass) is the source of this 4097-nucleotide messenger RNA. It is a transcript of the gene crsp7, whose product is annotated as cofactor required for Sp1 transcriptional activation, subunit 7. The transcript has 3 exons. The record is from RefSeq and is a predicted model, not a curated record. Gene Ontology annotation, cellular component: core mediator complex; mediator complex; nucleus. Gene Ontology annotation, biological process: positive regulation of gene expression; regulation of transcription by RNA polymerase II. Gene Ontology annotation, molecular function: transcription coregulator activity. The coding region runs from base 282 to 2144 and encodes 620 amino acids. Lineage: Eukaryota; Metazoa; Chordata; Actinopteri; Centrarchiformes; Centrarchidae.